Callorhinus ursinus (northern fur seal) is the source of this 2699-nucleotide messenger RNA. RefSeq names its product homologous recombination factor with OB-fold (gene HROB). NCBI's taxonomy places the organism in Eukaryota, Metazoa, Chordata, Mammalia, Carnivora, Otariidae. Gene Ontology annotation, biological process: recombinational repair. The record is from RefSeq and is a predicted model, not a curated record.
CUUCGAAAGCGGUCCCGGGCUCCGGCCGCCGGCUUCCCGGCGACCCUCUCUCGACCCCCUGCCGGGUCGCAGAGUUCUGUCUUUCCGACCUCGCACCAGAGACCCCGCAGCCCGGACUCCGACUCUCCCGCCUGGGACAAGUCCGAGGCCCCGGCGACCCCUCGAGUCGGGGCCUGCCUGGCUAACCCUCCGGCCGAAGGCCGCCCGCCGUCGCCAUGGCAUGCAGUUUGCAGAAGCUGUUUACUGUGGAAGAAGAGUUUGAAGAUGAGGACUUCUUGUCUGCCGUGGAGGAUGCAGAGAACCAGUUUGCUGGCUCGCGGCCUGUGAAGGCUGGGUGCCUGAGACCCGUCUCUUCCAGGCCACAGGACUCCGUGCAGUCACAGUCUUCUGGGCAGUUGCCAUCAGGCCCCACUGCUCCUUCAGAGGCUUUGCGCCAGUCAGCUCUGGGACUCCGCCUUCCUACCUCCAGCAUGCCCGGGGCCAUCAGGGGUCCACCUUCCGUAGGAACAGCCCCCCUAAGGCCUGUCUUGACUUCUAGCAAUUGGACUGGCCAUCAGAGACAAGGGACACUGACUGAAGUGCUCAAAGAGCCAGCCAGACCCCAGACCUCCGCUUCCUGCUCCCUGCUCAGGUUUGAGAGCCAGCAACCAGUGACUGGGGGCUUCGAGGGGCCUGAACAAGAUGAAUUUGAUGAGGUCCUGGCAAGCAUGGAGCUGGAGGGGCCUGGCAUGGAGCUGGACCUUGGAGUCAGCAGUAAGGCCCCAGGAAUCCUGCCCACCUGGCAUCAGGAGGACUCAGCAGUGGCUAAAAAGGCCCGGGUAGCUGAUCUGAGCAGGUCUUGCCAAAAGGGGCCCAUACCUGCUCCCCACAUACCUAGUGUCCUGUCAGCCCACGAUGAGCCUCCAGAGCCUGUUGUCCACUGUAGGACUCUACAACCCCCCUUGAGAUCUGGUGCCACCAGCAACCUUCCCAUCCCAACUGCUUCAGUGGUUCCUGCUCAGCAGCCCCCCUGGGAAGCCUGUCGGAAGGGCCCCCCAGUUCAGGCACCACAACCUCCCCAAGCGGCUGGCAGGCCUGUUCAGAGCAGCCCGCAAAACCAUUUCCCCGGUCACUCAUUCCAGUGUCCAAAUGCCUCCAUACCUGGCAAAUCUCAUUUUCCCGGACCACGAACUCCCAACUCGAUCUAUUCUACUCCCUCGAGGACUAUCUCUGGAUCAUUUCCUCGGAGCCCCUUACAACCCCGAGCUCCAGUGUCUUCUGUCAAGUGUCCUCUCAGCACCCCAAAGAGCCCCCAUUCCUCCCUGGCUCCCCAGGCAGUUCUGCAGACACCCAUCGUCACCAACCACCUGGUGCAGCUGGUCACUGCCGCCCACCGGACACCCCAGCAGCCCGCCCACCCCAAAACUCGCCGCUUCCCCGGCCCGGCCGGGGUCCUGCCUCACCAGCACAGUGAGAAGAAUCUGGAGGAGAUCGUGGUUUCCACACCCCAGACUCCGACUCACGGUGCUCGGGCUAAAUUCCCGACAGAGAUUGUUACUAGUUCCCAGGCAUCGGUGGAGGAGGAUUUUGGGCGAGGGCCCUGGCUGGCCAUGAAAUCUGCUCUGGGCCUGGACGAGAGAGAUUCUACCUGCUUUCUCUGUACCUAUAGCAUCGUCAUGGUGCUGCGGAAGGCAGCCCUGAAGCAGCUUCCCAGGAACAAGGUCCCCACCAUGGCAGUGAUGAUCAAGUCCCUGAGUCGGAGCACGAUGGAUGCCAGCGUGGUUUUCAAGGACCCCACCGGAGAGAUGCAGGGCACGGUGCACAGGUUGCUGCUUGAGACCCGUCAGAGUGAGCUGAAGCCUGGCUCGGUGCUGCUGCUAAAGCAGGUUGGAGUGUUUUCUCCUUCGCUCCGAAAUCACUACCUCAACGUGACGCCCAACAACCUGGUCCAUAUUUACAGCCCAGAUUCCGGGGAUGGGAACUUCCUCAAGCCAUCUCAGCCCUUCCCCAAGAACCCAGGAAGCUUCCCUGGCAGCCUCCAUCAUGAGAUUGCAAAGUUUGGAAAAGGCUUCAGAACAGCAGAGAAUGCAGAGGCAGUGGCAUCCCCUGAGGAAGAACUCCCAGAAGCAGAUGACCUGGAUGGACUCCUGAGUGAGCUCCCUGAGGACUUCUUCUGUGGGACCGGCAGCUGGGACUGCCCCACGACAAGGCCCCCACCGUGAGCAGCCAGCCUCUUGGCACCCAGGCAAGGCUCUGGUUGUGUCUGAUUGAGUCCCAAGGAGAGAGGAAGCCCAGCAUGAUGGGAGAAUAAACAAAGCUCAGGACUAUGGCUGCCCCUACCCUGGAUGCCUACCCUAGGAACGCCCUCGACCCUCCAAUUCUACACUGCUCUCACCUUGGGUCUUCUUUUGGCAUUCCAGAACUCAGCCCAAGGAUGGCCCUUCUGCUCUACUGUCCUCCAAGCCCUUGGAUGCAGCUGCUGUUCCUUUUCCUCCUGCCAACAGGGAAGGUGUGGCCCCCUCCGGCCUCCCCUUGACUUUAGAGGACCCCGAUCCCUUUACUCCCUAUUCCUUGGACAGCUGAGGAGUCACACCACAGCCGUGGCGACCUGUCCCUCUGGUCAGGGGAGGAACACUCUCAGACUUCCCUCUGCUUUGUCUCGAGAGGCCUGCAGCUGCCCAGCUCACCUGUGCUCAGGUUCCCAGGUGCGGGGGCGGGGC